CAUUGUGUUUAAGUGUGAGUGUGUUUUGUUUACAACUAGUGAUAUUUUUUAAUAUCAUGUAAUAAAAAUUGAAUUGUGAACUUAACUCUUUUAACGUUUUGUGUUUAUUUAAGUAGCUUCUGGAAUGAUGAACUCGAUCAUAUAAGUAUUUUUGAAGUAUGCAACAAUUCAACUCAAAAAUGGUGUAUUGUUUUUUAUACAUCAUUAAUUAUUGAAAUAAAAUUGAAUUGCUUAGUUAUCAUAUGUAUAUUGUACAUACAAUUGUUGAUACGCUAAAUAAGUUCUAACAUGCAGAGUACUGCUAAAGGUCCCAGAUCUUAUAUGAAGUCUUAUGGUCGAGCUAAGUAUUCUAACAAUCCCAAUAGUGUAGUACAAACAGCCAUUAACUUUGAUAAAUUAUUGUGUGAAAAUACUAACAAGCCAACAGCUGCUAAAUCGGCUGGUACAGUUGGAAAAUGGGGUGUUACAUCUUUCACUUCAAUAAGAAGUACAAAUUUUGUAACAGGGAAAUCUGAAGAAUCUUCUGGAUCGCGAUUCAGUGUUGGGAAAAAGAGACAACACCAAGAAGCUAGUCCAGCUCCUAAAGUUAGUGCACCUGAACCAACUAUACCUAUAGUAAGGCCUAAAAAGUUUUUUAAAAGCCGUAAUACAGAUUCUAAUAGACCAGAUAAAAAAUAUACAUCUCAACCUUCUAAAAAAACUAAAAAUGUUGUUCUUAAAACUCCAGAAUCUUCUCCCGAGAAAGAAGAUAGGAUACCUGAAGUAAAUGAAUUAUCAUUUACUACUUUAACUCCUACUAAAGAUCCAAGUAAACCACCCAUCGUUCUUCGUAUAUUUAAAGGUAAAUCUCAAUUAAUUAAUGAACCUAAUAAUACUUCAAAACCUUUACAAGAUAUUGAAGUACCUGAAAGUAAUCAAGCCACUCCAACAAUAACAACUAGGAGUCUUCGAAGGCGAAAUCCACAAACCACAUAUACCGAACCUGAAACAGAGGAUGUAGAAGAGUCUCCAGCAGUUGUUGUUGAUAUUCCUAAAAAGAGAAAACAAGACAGGCUUAAAAAUAUUGUUCCUGUUCUUAAAAUAAAUAUUUCAAAACAUACAAUUGUAAAUCAAAAUACAUUAAAUCAACCUAAUGUAAAUGAUGAUAUUGAAAAAGAAGAUAUUAAAGUAUUAAUUGAUGAAAAAUCAAAGCUUGAACAACUGGAAAAUGAUCGUAAUAAACUAUUAGCUGUUUUAGAAGGUAGUGAUGACUCAUUGCCUAGCCCUAGAAUUGAAGUUCCAGAGGAACCAGAACUAGAUAAAAUAGAUGAAAAUGAUGAUAUACUCAAACAAAUUGAAGAACAUUUCAAAACUGACAUAGAACUACCAUCAAUAGAUAAUAAUAAAGAUAAAAAAGUAACUGAAGUCUUACCAAACGUCCCACCAAAAUUAAAAGGAGUGUUUGUAGAAACUGAACCAAUUAAAUUAGAUGAUGAUGAAACAACAGAAAAAAUGGAAGUUGAACAGCAUGAAACAGUUGUACCUACAACCAAAAAAUCAAUAUUCAAGUCUAGAAAUGAAAGAAAUAAAAAAGGUAUGUUUCUUUAUAAACAUUCUUGGGUUGAUAAAGAUAAAAAAGUUGAUGAAGAAAAAAAAGAAGAAUCAACAACUAAUCCUAAUUCAAGUGAUAAUUUCGAACAGAAACCAUUACAACGAGUUACAAAAGCCACAGAUGUAUUUGAUGAUGAUGAAUUUAAUUCAGUAACUAGUGUUAAAUGUAAACGGAAGGAAAAAAAAUUUUAUACUGUCGUUCGCAAUGUUAAAAAAGCCCAUCAAAUUCAAGAAUCUGGUGAGUUUCAAGAAUUUAAUGAUGAUGUUGAAUAUAUCCUUGAUGCAUUACAACCAAACAACCCUAUAGGAACUAGAUGUUUAUCAGCUAUUACAUUAGCAACCAAGUGUAUGACACCAGCGUUUAGAAUGCACGUUAAAGCUCAUGGAACAGUUGCAAAAAUAUUUCGAGCAUUACAAGAUGCUACAAAAGAUCAGAGUUUAGGAAUGUGCACUGCUACAGUCAUGUUUGUUUUGAGUCAAGAUCGCUUGAAUAUGGAUCUAGAUCGUGAUUGCCUUGAACUCAUGUUGAACUUAUUGGAAAGUGAUACAAGUCAUGAUCAAGCACUUGAUGAUUGUGGUUUGACAGAUCAUCAAUUACAUAAAACACGAGAACGUGUCAUUCAAUUAUGUUCUGAAAUAAAAUCUCAAGGAGCUGCUAAAUAUUUAAAUACAGAUAAUAUAACUGUUGGUCAGUUGGCUAUGGAAACAUUACUAAGUUUAACUAGCGCUCGAGCUGGUGAGUGGUUUAAAGAAGAAAUGAGACAGCUAGGAGGUCUUGACCAUAUUGUUCGGACGGUUGUGCAGUGUUGUAAACAUGUAGAUUCAAUGACUAAUGUUUGGUCACAAUCUUUACUUGAACGUAUUAAAAAAGUUGAUCGAUGUUUGAGGAUAUUAGAAAAUGUAACAAUUCAAAAUGAAGAAAAUAAUGUCUAUUUACUAAAUUUCGAAAACGGUAUUUUAAUUGAUACAUUAAUUAGAAUGUUUAAAGUGUGUGAUUAUGAAAUUCCCUUGUAUCCCAGUUAUGAUGAAAAUGAUAAAGAUUCAACAGGAGCAGUAUUAAGAGAAUGCUUAAUUGCUAAUUUAAAAGUUCUUAUUAACUUUUCACAUGACUCAAAUCAAAUAACUAAAGGAUCUAAAAUUGGCCAAAAAGAUGGAGUAUUAGACACUUGCUUACAUAUUUUGUUAAAAGUACCAGAAUAUGUCCCUCACGAUGAAAAAUUUGAUAUAAUGUUUUUGACCUUAACAUUAUUAAUUAACUUGGUGGAAAAAAAUAUUCAAAAUAGAAAACUCAUAACUGAAGCUAAAGUGCCUGCAAAAGGAGAUAGUGUUCAUGAAGUGGGUAAAUCAAAUUCAUUUGCUAUUGAAGCUCUAGUAAAAAUGUUCUUCCAACAAGAAGAGUUAGCCAAGACUGAAGAAAAAAAGACUGAUGAAAUUUUAGAUGGCGAAAAUAAGCAAACUGAAAAACCAUCUAAAGAUGCUCCACUUAAAGCUCAUAAGGAAUAUAUUGAAGAAACAAUUGCAUUACUUGUUGAAAAAGCUGGACAAAAUAUGCAACAUACCAUGAUAUCAUCAUAUAUUGCUAUUCUUUUGGGUUACAUAACAAUGGAUGACAAAAAUUGUUUAGAAUUUGUUAGCAAACAAUUACCCGAUGGUCGAUUUACAGCAAUGUUGGCUGUAUUAGACAAAUAUUUUAACUUUAUGAAACUUACAGCAGCUCCUGGUACCAGAGGUAUUAAAUCUGUAGAAAUGAUCAUUAAACAUUUAACUAAAUGUGACAAAGAACAAGCAGAACUUUUGGGAUUACCUGGGACUUCGGGGUAAUAUUUAAACUUAAAAUUUCGUUAAAAAGGCAAAUAUAAUGACUAAGUAAUGUACUAUAAUUUUUUACUUUAUUGAUAAGAUGUUUAGCUAUGAUAAAUGUAUAUGUAUAUAUAAUAAUUUUUUAGUAAUAUUAAUAUAACUUAUAUCUGUUUUAUUUAUGAAGUAUUAUGACCUUGUUAAACGUAUGGAAUAAUGCUACUCUUUCCUAUUCUUUACUUUUUCAAUUUUUUUAUCUCAAAUAUGUUAAUGUUUUACAAUAAUAAUAACCAUUUUUCACAAAAAAAAACAUGAUUUGUUGAAUUUAAAAAUAGAUUGUUAGUUGUGUUCAUAGUACAUUUUUAUUUUAUGUUUGUCUUUAAUUAUUAUGUUUAGCCCGUGAUUCAAAUUUGCUAUUUAUUUAUUAACUGUAAUUUGUAAUAUAAUUUUACUGGAUGAUUUUAAUUUUAAAUGUCUGAAUAAUAAGUUAUGCCAACAAUAUAACUAUUCAUUUCAAUUCCAUUGUUAAUUUGAUUGUAAUUAUUGACUUCUAAUUGUAAAAUAUUAUUAAGUAUUCAUUUAUGGUAAUAUAUUUUAUUAUUAUUUUUUUUAAACAAAAACUAUAAUUUUUUAAAAUAUAAAAUAGUCGUAACUUUUAAUUUAUAUUUAAAUUAAAGGUAUUACCAA
Molecule: messenger RNA, 4074 nt
Organism: Daktulosphaira vitifoliae (grape phylloxera)
Lineage: Eukaryota; Metazoa; Arthropoda; Insecta; Hemiptera; Phylloxeridae
Gene: wapl
Product: protein wings apart-like
Exons: 13
Coding region: 289-3411 (1040 amino acids)
Biological process (GO): regulation of chromosome condensation
Source: RefSeq, a predicted model, not a curated record